UCUCGAUGCUGCUUCCUUGUUUGGGGUGAAAGGAUUGGUGGCUGUGAUUACUGGCGGGGGAACCGGCAUCGGCCUAAUGAUGGCGAAAGCCCUCGAGCACAACGGCGCAAAAGUCUAUAUUAUCGGACGUCGACUUGAAACGCUCCAAACAGCUGCAAAAGAAGCAAAAUACGGCAACAUCAUCCCUCUUCAAGGGGACGUAACCUCGAAAGAGGACCUGUCACGAGCCGUCGAAACGAUUACCAAAAACGAAGGCUUCAUCAACGUGCUAAUCGCCAACUCCGGCAUCGCAGGACCAACCCUCUUGGCCAUGCCGCCAAACCCGUCUCUCUCCCAGUAUCGCGAGUACCUCUGGAACACCUCAAUUACCGAGUUCACUCAAACAAUGGAAGUCAACACCUCUGCCGUGUAUCUCUGCAUCAUCGCAUUCCUCGAACUAUUAGCCGAGGGAAAUAAGAGGAAGAAUGUAGAGCAGUUGAGCCAGGUGAUUGCGGUUUCGAGUAUUGGUGCCUAUAAUCGCGUUCCGUUGGCCGGAUUUGCGUAUUCGGCGUCCAAGGCGGGCACCACGCACAUGAUGAAGCAGCUCGCUACGGCGUUUGUGCCAUUCGAUAUAAGGAGUAAUGUUAUUGCGCCUGGAAUUUACCCUUCCGAGCUAGUGACACUGCCCCUUCUGGAGCGUUUUUUGAAGCAAGGGGGGGACGAGGCCCUCAAAUCCGUGAUCCCACUGCAGAGGCCGGGGAUGACGGAGGAUAUGGCGGGUACGGUGCUCUAUUUGACCAGUAGGGCGGGAGCGUACUUGAAUGGGAUUGUGCUUGUUACUGAUGGUGGACGGUUGGGUGUUCUGCCUUCCAGCUAUUGAUAAUCUGUGGGUUCGAUGAGCAUGAGCGGGAUAGAGGAAAAAUUGGGUGAUGGUGAAAUGGGAGUCUCAAAUGUUCAGGGAGAGGAACGGUAGAUUGUGUCCGUAUUGUUGGCUUAGCAAGUUAGUUCGGAUUUAAGAGCUCGAGCCCUCAGAGGGCAGGAUGGCACAUUCGGAGUUCCUGUGACCAAGAUUCCAUUUUAAAUAUCUGGGUCUAGCUUCUAAGUUUCAUUAGUACUACCGUAGUAGAUUACUCACCAAUUUUUCGAAUUGACCAAUCCAUCGCUGUAGUCGCUACUUUCGGGGCAAAUUAGAGCCUGUUCUUAAACGCA
This is a messenger RNA of Hyaloscypha bicolor E, 1188 nucleotides long. Its product is annotated as NAD(P)-binding protein. Lineage: Eukaryota; Fungi; Ascomycota; Leotiomycetes; Helotiales; Hyaloscyphaceae. The record is from RefSeq and is a predicted model, not a curated record. The transcript is spliced from 3 exons. Gene Ontology annotation, molecular function: oxidoreductase activity. The coding region runs from base 77 to 859 and encodes 260 amino acids.